This is a messenger RNA of Alnus glutinosa, 2803 nucleotides long. Its product is annotated as amine oxidase [copper-containing] alpha 3, peroxisomal-like. Bases 523 to 2151 code for a protein of 542 amino acids. The record is from RefSeq and is a predicted model, not a curated record. NCBI's taxonomy places the organism in Eukaryota, Viridiplantae, Streptophyta, Magnoliopsida, Fagales, Betulaceae. Gene Ontology annotation, molecular function: quinone binding; primary methylamine oxidase activity; copper ion binding. The transcript is spliced from 5 exons. Gene Ontology annotation, biological process: amine metabolic process.
UUAUGUGGUCUGUCGGUAAUGACCACUCGGAUUAUAUGCUUGGUCGGGAGUGACCAAGGUCUCGGGAACAUAUGGUUGGUCGGAAAUCACUAGGAUCCUUAGCAUUUAUUAGGAUCUUAGUACUUGUCAAAUCAGGUCAGAAAUCAGCAUGUAGCACCAUGCCUAAUAUCUUCACACCUUACUGGUCACUGUUCACACUGUACAAUAACAAGACUUUUGCUAUGCAUCAACAGUAAAACGAGGUCUAUAUAUAUACGUAUCAUCUAAGAGGUAUGAAUCUAAGAUAUAUGAGCAUCUCUCUCUCUCUCUCUCUCACUCUUUCAAUUGACUUGGGCGUCGGAGGAGGUUCCACCGGCCAACCCCCGGCGGGCCUUUGUUUUGUUUCAGGUUACAAGCGGAGAGGCGAACCAAAGCUGCCAUGUCAUCAAGCAAAAAAUAGCAUCAACACGUUCGAUAGUCUCCGAUAAAGUUUACAAUGGACACGGCUACCCUUUGCUUACCUCUGACGAACAAGUUGCUGCAAUGGAAUUGGCGCAAACAUACGAGCCCUUUAUCAAAUCCAUUAAUAAGAGGAGCCUGAACUUAUCAUAUGUCGUUUGCUCCACUUAUUCAAUCGGGUGGUUCGGAGAGGUGAAGAGUAAGAGGGUGUUGAAGCUGCUGUGCUUCUAUACAGAUGGGACGGUUAAUCUGUAUUUGAGACCCUUGGAGGGAAUAACGUUGGUGGUUGACCUGGAUGAGAUGAAGAUUGUUGAAUACUACGAUAGGUUCAUUGUUCCGGUGCCAAAAGCUGAGGGGACAGACUACCGGGCUUCCAAGCAGAUGCCGCCGUUCGGUCUGCGUUUACACGGUGCAGCCUUCGUGCAACCCGACGGACCAGGAUUUAAGAUUGACGGGCAUACUGUCAGUUGGGCCAACUGGGUCUUCCACCUAGGAUUCGACGUUCGAGCAGGUCCAAUAAUUUCUCUAGCCUCAAUACACGACCCUGAGAAGCAGGCAUACCGGCGGGUGCUAUAUAGAGGAUUUAUAUCCGAGCUGUUUGUGCCUUACAUGGACCCAUCUGAGGAAUGGUACUACAAAACCUUUUUCGAUUCCGGCGAAUUUGGGUUCGGUCAAUCUGCGGUGUCGCUCGAGCCCUAUGCCGAUUGCCCUUCCAAUGCAGUAUUUCUGGACGCAUAUUAUGCCGCGGCAGAUGGUACGCCUGUGAAAAUACCAAACACCUUUUGUAUAUUCGAGCGUUAUGGGGGAGACAUAAUGUGGCGUCACACGGAGUUGGGGAUUCCAAACAAAGUUAUAAGAGAGGUUAGGCCAGAGGUGAGCCUAGUGGUGAGGAUGGUCGCAACAGUGGGCAACUAUGACUACGUUCUUGAUUGGCAGUUCAAGCCCAGCGGCUCCAUUAAAUUCGGGGUUGGGCUAACAGGAGUGUUAGAAGUAAAGGCUGCAACAUACACUCACACAGAUGAGAUAAAGGAGGAUAUCCACGGCACCUUGCUAACAGAGAACACGAUAGGCGUCUACCACGACCACUUUUUGACGUACUAUCUCGACCUCGACGUGGAUGGUAAGGACAACUCCUUCGUGAAGAACAAUUUGGAGACAACCCGAGUGAAAGACCGUAGCUCACCAAGGAAGAGUUAUUGGACAAUUGUGAGUGAGACGGCUAAAACUGAAUUCGAUGCUCGAAUUCAGUUGGGGUUGAAGGCUUCUGAGCUAGUAGUGGUGAAUCCCAACAAGAAAACCAGACUCGGAAACAACGUUGGUUAUCGGCUAAUUCCAGGGCCGGUGACACACCCUCUUCUGUCGUACGAUGAUUACCCACAAAUCCGGGGAGCCUUCACUAAUAAUGACGUGUGGGUCACGCCCUAUAACAAGUCAGAGAAAUGGGCAGGAGGACUAUACGCUGAUCAGAGCCGAGGAGAUGAUACCUUAGCAGUUUGGAGCCUCAGGAAUAGGAAGAUUGAAAACAAGGAUAUAGUGUUAUGGUACACCAUUGGAUUUCAUCAUGUCCCUUGCCAGGAAGAUUUCCCAGUGAUGCCGACAUUGAGCGGUGGGUUCGAGCUCCGGCCGACCAAUUUCUUUGAGAGCAAUCCAGUCCUUAAAACAAGAUCUACGACUAGUCACGUACACUGGCCUAACUGCACCACCCGACCGUAGGAUUAUAUUCUGCCGUUUAUUAUCAUAAUAUAAAAAAUGAACCUAAUAAAAGACAAAAAUUUAGAUACUAGCAAAGAGGCCAUAUGCUGACUAUGACAAUCGAGUAAGGCUACGUUUCACUAUUGUGUUUUUUUCUCGUCUUUCCAAAAUUGAUAUGACUUUUAAAAUUGUCAUUGGAUCAAAAUCUAAUAGUAGUCUAUCAUAAAUUGAAUGGUGACUUUAAAAGCCAUAUCAAUUUUAGGCGGACAAAAAGAAACACAAUAGUGAUAUGUAGCAUUACUCGACUGUGACAGUGUUAUGAAAGUAGAAUUCAGAAGACUUUGGCAUGACGUCUCACAAGCACAAAUUAUAUGAAACUCUUGUAGUUAUCUUUGUUGUAUCUUAUCUUAGAAUAGUCGUAGCUUAAUUAAAUAAAGAGUGUUAUAGUUAUCUUUAUAAGUCAGAGUCUUUUAAUUAUUUGUAAUACCAUGGUGCAAAAGUUAUUUAGUAAUAAGUUUCUCCAAGUUAGAGUUGGAGUUAUCUCCAAGUAGUUUAUUUGUAUUAGGAGUUUAUUUUAGGAUAGAGGUAAGAGUUCAUCUCUUAUUCUAUGUCUUUGUAAUUCUCCUAUUUAUGCAUGAGUGAUUAAUAAAAAAUAAGCAGAAUUAAACCCGAA